AUGAAGCUUUUUCUUCUUCUUCUGUUUCUCCUCCACAUUUCCCAUUCCUUCACCGCCGGUAGAUCAGUCUCCGAGUCCCGUGCCCUUCUCUCACUUAAAUCCUCUCUCACCGGCGCCGGAGAUGACACAAACUCGCCUCUCGCCUCCUGGAAAGUCACAACCAGCUUCUGCACAUGGACUGGUGUCAGGUGCGAUGUCUCUCGACGGCACGUGACCUCUCUUGACCUCUCCGGCCUCAACCUCUCCGGUUCUCUCUCUUCAGACGUAUCGCAUUUACGUCUCCUCCAGAACCUCUCGCUCGCUGAAAACCAGAUCUCCGGCCCAAUCCCGCCGGAGAUCUCGAAUCUCUCCGGUCUUCGUCACCUGAAUCUCUCCAACAAUGUCUUCAACGGCUCGUUUCCCGAUGAGAUUUCUUCUGGAUUAGUGAAUCUCCGCGUCCUCGAUGUCUACAACAACAAUCUAACCGGAGAUUUACCGGUUUCCGUCACCAAUCUCACUCAGCUCCGACAUCUUCACCUCGGCGGGAACUACUUCGCCGGUCGGAUCCCGUCGUCUUACGGAAGCUGGCCGGUUAUCGAGUACUUGGCAAUUUCCGGCAACGAGCUUGCAGGCAAAAUCCCUCCAGAGAUCGGAAACUUAACGACUCUCCGGGAGCUCUACAUCGGCUACUACAACGCGUUCGAGGACGGUCUACCUCCGGAGAUCGGAAAUCUAUCGGAGCUCGUACGGUUCGACGCCGCUAAUUGCGGAUUAACCGGAGAGAUUCCGCCGGAGAUCGGGAGGCUUCAGAAGCUCGAUACUCUCUUCCUUCAAGUGAAUGUCUUCUCCGGGCCGUUAACUUGGGAGCUGGGAACGCUCUCGAGCCUGAAAUCAAUGGAUUUGUCUAACAACAUGUUCACCGGAGAGAUUCCAGCGAGUUUCGCUCAGCUGAAGAACCUCACGCUCUUGAAUCUCUUCAGAAACAAGCUCCACGGCGAGAUACCGGAGUUCAUCGGAGAAUUGCCGGAGCUGGAAGUGUUACAGCUCUGGGAGAACAAUUUCACCGGAAGCAUCCCGCAGAAAUUGGGGGAAAACGGUAAACUCAACCUUGUCGAUCUCUCCUCCAACAAACUCACCGGAACUCUACCGCCGAACAUGUGCUCCGGUAACAAGCUGGAAACCUUAAUCACUCUCGGAAACUUCCUCUUUGGCUCAAUCCCUGAUACCCUUGGCAAAUGCGAGUCCCUGACCCGGAUCCGAAUGGGCGAGAAUUUCCUAAACGGGUCAAUCCCUAAAGGACUAUUCGGAUUACCCAAAUUAACUCAAGUCGAGCUUCAAGACAAUUACCUCACCGGCGAAUUACCCGUAGCCGGAGCUCUCUCCGUCAAUCUCGGCCAGAUCAGUCUAUCAAACAACCAGCUCUCAGGUCCAUUACCUCCGGCGAUCGGAAACUUCACCGGCGUUCAGAAACUCCUCCUCGACGGAAACAAAUUCGAAGGUCCGAUUCCUUCAGAGCUAGGGAAGCUCCAACAGCUCGCGAAGAUCGAUUUCAGCCACAACUUGUUAUCCGGCCGAAUCGCACCGGAGAUCAGCCAUUGCAAGCUCCUAACCUUCGUCGAUCUAAGCCGUAACGAGCUCUCCGGCGAGAUACCAAAGGAGAUAACCGGUAUGAAGAUAUUAAAUUACUUGAAUCUGUCGAGAAACCAUCUCUUGGGAUCAAUUCCCGGUUCGAUCUCGUCAAUGCAGAGCUUAACCUCGCUCGAUUUCUCAUAUAACAAUCUCUCCGGUUUAGUCCCCGGAACCGGACAAUUCAGUUACUUCAACUACACGUCAUUUUUAGGAAACCCUGAUCUUUGUGGUCCUUAUCUUGGACCUUGUAAAGACGGAGUCGCUAAAGGAAGCCACCAGGGACACAGCAAAGGAGCUUUAUCAGCUUCAAUGAAGCUACUGCUCGUCCUUGGUCUACUCGUUUGCUCGAUCGCGUUCGCAGUCGCGGCUAUAAUCAAAGCUAGGUCUUUGAAAAAGGCGAGCGAGUCACGCGCUUGGAGGCUUACAGCUUUCCAGAGACUAGACUUCACUUGUGACGAUGUGUUGGAUUCUCUCAAAGAAGACAACAUUAUAGGCAAAGGAGGAGCGGGGAUUGUGUACAAAGGUGUCAUGCCUAACGGCGACCAAGUCGCGGUGAAGAGACUCGCUGCGAUGUCUCGUGGAUCUUCGCACGAUCACGGAUUCAACGCAGAGAUUCAGACUUUGGGGAGGAUAAGGCAUAGACAUAUCGUGAGGCUUCUUGGCUUUUGCUCUAACCAUGAGACGAAUCUGCUUGUGUAUGAGUACAUGCCUAAUGGGAGUCUUGGAGAGGUGCUUCAUGGUAAGAAAGGAGGACACUUGCAUUGGGACACACGUUACAAGAUUGCUCUUGAAGCUGCGAAAGGACUCUGUUAUCUUCAUCAUGAUUGUUCUCCGUUGAUUGUUCACAGAGAUGUCAAGUCAAACAAUAUCCUCCUUGAUUCGAACUUUGAAGCUCAUGUUGCUGACUUUGGUCUCGCUAAGUUCUUACAAGACUCUGGUACUUCUGAGUGUAUGUCUGCCAUUGCUGGAUCUUACGGCUACAUUGCUCCAGAAUAUGCGUAUACGUUGAAGGUAGAUGAGAAGAGCGAUGUGUAUAGUUUCGGUGUGGUCCUUUUAGAGCUCGUGACCGGAAGGAAACCGGUCGGUGAAUUCGGUGAUGGUGUCGAUAUCGUGCAGUGGAUGCGUAAAAUGACUGAUUCGAACAAGGACUCGGUUCUCAAAGUGCUUGAUCCGAGACUCUCCUCUGUUCCGAUUCACGAAGUGACGCAUGUUUUCUACGUGGCGAUGCUCUGUGUCGAAGAACAAGCCGUUGAGCGGCCGACGAUGAGAGAAGUUGUUCAGAUUCUUACCGAGAUCCCGAAGUUGCCACCGUCGAAGGAUCAGCCGGCGACGGAAUUGACCGGGAUAGAGAAGUCAACGCCAGAGAGUGAGCUCUCGCCGAAAUCCGGUGGUCAAGGUCCGCCGGAUCUCCUCAAUCUCUGA
Microthlaspi erraticum is the source of this 3030-nucleotide messenger RNA. NCBI's taxonomy places the organism in Eukaryota, Viridiplantae, Streptophyta, Magnoliopsida, Brassicales, Brassicaceae. The record is from the annotation of a GenBank genome assembly.